UUCAACUUCCUCUUUCUUUCUCUCUCUCUCUCUCCCCCCCUUUCUCUGUAUCAAUCUCUUCUUCUGCUUAUGGGAAUCGAAAUGGACUACAAAAUCAAGACCACCACUUCACCCUCUUCCUCUUGCUCUCCUCCUCCUCCUCCACCUCUGCCUUCACAACCACAAUCGCCGCCGUCUCCGGUGGUGGUUUCGCCUUGUGCCGCCUGCAAGAUCCUCCGCCGUCGCUGCGUCGAGAAGUGUGUUCUGGCGCCUUACUUCCCGCCGACCGAUCCGCUCAAGUUCACCAUUGCUCAUAGAGUCUUCGGAGCCAGCAACAUCAUCAAGUUCUUGCAGGAACUUCCAGAGUCACAAAGAGCAGAUGCAGUGAGCAGCAUGGUGUACGAAGCAAAUGCGAGGAUAAGGGACCCAGUGUAUGGUUGUGCUGGAGCCAUAUGCCAGCUUCAGAAGCAAGUGAGCGAGCUGCAAGGUCAGCUAGCCAAGGCUCAAGCCGAGCUGGUCAACAUGCAGUGCCAACAAGCCAACUUGGUGGCUCUCAUUUGCAUGGAAAUGAGCCAAUCUCACCCUGAGCCUCACUCCAUGGUGGCGUCUCAGUCGGCUCAGCUGCCACCCCACGAAGAUAUGAGCUGCUUGUUAGAUGACAACAGCAUGAACAACCUCGGCUCGGCUUGGCCUUGGGAGCCUCUUUGGACAUGAGCUGAAAAAUAUUAUAUAUUUGUUUGUUAGGUUAUAUUUAUAUCUAGUAUCAUUAUCAUUAGAGAGACUAAUUUAAUGGAAAAUUAUAUAUAUUACAGCGAGUAAACUUU
Messenger RNA from Neltuma alba, 803 nucleotides. Its product is annotated as LOB domain-containing protein 1-like. Lineage: Eukaryota; Viridiplantae; Streptophyta; Magnoliopsida; Fabales; Fabaceae. The record is from RefSeq and is a predicted model, not a curated record. The coding region runs from base 70 to 693 and encodes 207 amino acids. The transcript has 2 exons.